Suillus paluster is the source of this 609-nucleotide messenger RNA. RefSeq lists its product as uncharacterized. The coding region runs from base 50 to 517 and encodes 155 amino acids. Lineage: Eukaryota; Fungi; Basidiomycota; Agaricomycetes; Boletales; Suillaceae. The transcript has a single exon. The record is from RefSeq and is a predicted model, not a curated record.
CACCGUUAAACUUCAUUCUCAAUAAAGUACAUGCACAAGUACAGCGAGGAUGUAUCACAUCGUAGUACCAUUAUUCGUGCAUCAUGCAUCGUUCCCGCUGUGUGAAGCCUUGCCCUUCUUGUGUCACUCCCAUGCGAAACCCCACCUAUGCUUCGUCGACGCCGCGUUAAGCCUCCCGAGUUCUUGGUCAUCUGCACGAGACAAACAAAGGAGAUUAAAGUCAAUAGUGCGUCCAAGACAUAGGGUUAGCUCCUUCUUCACUACAGUUGGUCUAUGCUUGAUGCCACGAGUUGCGUGUAAUGACAGAAAGAUGGGUGCAAAGACCUGGGGUACGUGCGAUGAUCAACAAGUCGACAACCAAAGCACCUCACCAACGAAAUCGAGUGCUUGCGUCGUCCGCGAGGCCGUUGUGAAUCGCCACCCAUUCUUCCACUUGUCUGGUGUCAACAGCUUAGCUUCCCCCACAGUAAAUGAUACGGAGACGCCGCUGGAACCAGCUAUCGAAAAAGCGCUCUAGCCUACCCACAGGCCACCUUGUUGAAAUAAAUGGGGGCCAUCAGGACAGCGUUAUCCGCUGGUCUCGUCGACCUCGUUUCGCUGGAAAGAGUC